CGACGCCGAGCAGAGCCAGAGCUUCAGGCGUGUAAUGGGAGGCUCGGUUUGUUUUCUCGUGUGUUUCACGCCACACUAAAUGCUUUCUGUGGCUCUGUGAUGGUUACAUAGACACGUCGGACUGAAGUUCACUCAUGCACGAUGGCUGAUCAUCAGAUCGAUGACCCAAAGAUUGCGUUCGCUUACCUGCGGCCUUCCUGUGUCCUACUGACCAAAGAACCCACCCUGACCAAUAUAGAGGCUCUGAAUAAUCACCUGCAUAGUGUUAGCGAUGGAGUCCUCCAGCUGCUUCAGGAUUAUGUCCUCUUCCCUCUCCGCUUUGUCCUCAAGACUCCUGGGGCGAAGCGAGACGGUGUCGUUCAAGCCGUCAUGGAGGCCAUGAUUUAUGUUCUGGACAAGACCUGUGUCCAGAACUGGGAAUCUCUACGUGAACUCUUUUCUGAGCUUUGCCUUUGCUUGUGCUCUCCGAAAGACCCCGGAAAGCCAGCUCCAUCAUCGGAGGAGGUGAAGUUAGCAGUGCUGCGAUGCCUGGAUGCUCUCGUGCAUUCCGCGUACGGAGACGUGGCUUUCAGGAUGUAUGAGCCUGCUAUGCUUCCCGGACUGGGAGCCGCCGUGUCGCUGCUCUUGGCUCUGGCCGAGCAAGAGAAAGCGAGGGGAGUGCAGGCAGCAGCGUUGAAGUGCCUUCUGUCACUAUUCCUGCAGUGUGACUGUGAAAGAACACAUGUAGAACCAAAUGAAGAGGAACGAAAUUUGCUUGGAAAUACUCUGGCUUCAUUCCUACCAGGAAUCACUCAAGCUUUGAGUCGUGUUGUUAGCGGAGAUCUGAGGCAAGGGCAUGUGGUUACGGUGAAAGCCAUGAGGGUUUGGUACACCACAGUGGGCCUGGUUAUGAUGGACAAACAGCUUCAGAACGACAGCAAAGUGAGUGCAGAGUCAGCCAAUUUGGGUAGGGUUGGAGAACUGGUGGUGAAAAGAACUCCAACAUGGAAAAAGUCCACGUCCAAAAGACUUGCAUUGGCGCUGCAGAAAGUGAUCUCUUACACCACGGCGCACCAGCACUGGAGGGUAAGAUUGGAACUGGUCAAUAUGUCGGAUCAUCUUCUUGCCCAGUGCAGCGAAUCUUUAUCUGAAUGCAUUGCUCCUCUCCUGGAGGCUUUGGUUGGCGCGGUCAAUGACGAAGAACCUCGAGUCAAAGAGCGGUGUAAAGCAGUACUGGCUGAGGUAUCAAGAAGAAACCAAGCUACAGGAGGUCGAGCUUUAACCGACGUCUUGUCGGAAAACUUGCACAGCCUGGCAUCUUCUCUACCUCGCCUCAUGAGAACGACGGACGACAAGCGCAAGCUUUUUAUUCUCACCGUCUUUAUGGGGUACCUGAAGAUUCUUGGCCCUCAGGUGGAUUUGGUCUUGACGUCAGUGGUUCACCUUAAGCGCAUUUCCAAAGCGCUGAUGCAGGUGCUGGAGUUGGACGUCACAGACAUAAGGAUAGUCGAGGAAAGAAGCUUCGCGCCACUGUCUGACUUGGCACCUGAUGCUUCAGAAGUGCAGCGCCAAAGAAAAUACUUCCUCUAUUUUACAGACAACAAGAUCUUCUCUGCGCUGAAGCAGGUAUGCCGGAUGCUGGGUCGCUAUGGAAAUCUUUAUUUACUGGUUGACCACUUCUUGGAGCUUUACAAGGAGUCGUCUGUUUAUCGCAAACAAGCAGCUCUGGUGCUCAAUGAGAUUGUCAGCGGGGCAGCGGGAGUUGGGGCAGACAUCUUGAGAACAGUUGACCAGAACAGUGCUGAAAUUUCCAGAACAAGUCACGAGGACCUAAAAUGUGCGAUCACGUCUAUCAUUGAAGAAUACAUCAGUUUGAAUAACUGGCAUCUUGUGACUGUGAUGGACGACGCGGAAGAUGAAGAGCAGGAGACACGUCCUUGUGCAGUCCCCUCUAUUUUAAGCAGGUCUGACGGAUAUGGGCAGCGAGCCGCCCCAACCUUGAGUUCCAAACCUUCCCCGCUCCACCAGUUGAACAGCAACAUUUGGCAGAUCUGUAUCCAACUGGAAGGGAUCGGAUCCUUCGCUUUAGCCCUGGGCUCUGAUUUCCGCCUGCUGCUGAUGACGUCGCUCUACCCUGUGCUGGAGAAGGCGGGAGAUACUUCGCUAUUAGUCAGCCAAUCAGCUCUCAGCACCAUGCACAACUUUUGCAUGGCUUGCGAUUACAUCUCGCCCAAGGAGCUGGUGAUCAGCAACGCAGACUACCUGCUUAAUGACAUCUCUUUGAACCUGAACAGGCUCAGCCUUCAUCCUCACGCCCCGCGAGUCCUCGCGGUCAUGUUCGCCCAUUCGGAUGCCGCUCUGCUGCCCCUAGUGGACGAUGUGGUGCAGGACGUCCUCACGGCCCUGGAUCUGAGCUACGACCAGAGAUCUCAGCAGUUCUGCACAGUACUGCAUUCGCUCAUGAAUGCGCUGGUGAGGUGGUUUAACAGCAGAACUACCGAUACGCGAACGACUUCGGCAUCCAGUGCGCACACCCCAACUCAUGAGACGCUAAAUCUUCGCCAAUUUUUGUUGGAUUACAGAAAGCAGAAGAAGCUGGCAGAGGGGUUCUGCGACGAUGUGGUGGAGUCAGGUGAUGCAGAAACGCCUCCUGAGGCAGCAGCUUCUGAGGUCAAAGUGGAAGACGAGGAUGGAGGCCCUGACGUGAAACCAGAACUGCCCUUGCACGUGUCUAUCGCUAAAGAUGUGAUGGAGCGCUGCGUUCACCUGCUGUCUCACCCCAGCAUGAGAGUACGACUGAAGGUGUUGGACAUUGUAGAGCUGUGCGUGAAAGUGCUGUGUGAGACGGAGAAUGAGCUCUUACCCAUGGUGCACCGCUGCUGGCCGGCUCUUCUCCAGCGCCUCACCAAUGAUGACCCGCUUGCUAUACCACAAGCUUUCAAGGUGUUAUGUGUGUUGGGUGAGACGUGUGGUGACUUCCUGAGGAAGCGAGUGUCUAAAGAGAUCCUGCCCCGCCUCACCACAUCACUUACACGCCAGGCUGAGACGAGCGCUCGGUCCGGUCCGAUGUACACGCACACACUCGCGUACAAGCUGCAGCUGGCCGUGCUACAGGGACUCGGACCUCUGUGCGUGCGCCUCGACCUGGUGGAUGCGGAUCUGGACCGUAUCUCAGAGGCCUGUCUGCCGUACCUGAGCUGCCGACAGCCAAUCAAAUUACAGGAAGCUUGCCUCUGCGUUUUCCGUCACCUGAUGCAGCUGGACCUGGACUCGUGCUGGUUCACUCUGAGCGAGCUGUGCUGUCCCGUUGCCUACGAGCCGCCUCACUUGCUCCUGUUCCCUGUUAAGUUGAGCGGGAUGAGCCGAGCCAGGAACGAAUACACGCAAAACGUCGUCAAACUGCUGCAGGAACUCGAGCAGAAUCAUCACAGCAGCGCUGAUCAGGAUGGCUGAAUUGACAUUGACACAGAUUGAAUCAGGAUUGUAAAAAUGUUUUAAACAUUAACAUUGUGUGAUUUGUAACAACACAGAUAUUCCGCUAUCAUGUGCUAACGUGGCUAGAAACAUGCUAAUGUAGAUAAUGUGCUGAGAAAGGUACUGACAACCAAAUAUUGUGUCACAAAGGGAUGUAAGUAAGUAAUAUUAUACUUACUAAGGUUAUAGGGUAAACCUUUCCCAAAAUCUCUAUUAGUGCACUAAUUUCGUAGUGGGAUCUAUGUACCCUACGUAGUGUGCACCUGGGAAGCGUUAGAAUUUAGCCACUAGCUGAGGCUGAAAAAAAAACCUAAGAAAUAUUUGAAGAAUAUUUUGUGCAAACACAUCUACCUUUUAUAAUAA
Molecule: messenger RNA, 3816 nt
Organism: Clarias gariepinus (North African catfish)
Lineage: Eukaryota; Metazoa; Chordata; Actinopteri; Siluriformes; Clariidae
Gene: tti1
Product: TELO2 interacting protein 1
Exons: 8
Coding region: 142-3432 (1096 amino acids)
Biological process (GO): chromatin remodeling
Cellular component (GO): cytoplasm
Source: RefSeq, a predicted model, not a curated record